AUGACUAUUCACGCUUAUUUACCGCCGCUGAUUGAUCCGCCCAUUGCAGUGGCCACCGUUUCUGACAAGAUCAAAGUCUUGGAGAACGUGGUUCAGCGGAGAGAAUAUGGUGAAGUUUGUGAAAGAAUUUAUUAGAGAUCCACGUCCCUUCUUUUUCAGAUGUUUGUACAACAGUUUGGCAGAAGGAAUUUGAAAAAAAAAAUGCGGAUUUGAACGGAAAGUGUUUCAUCAAAAAGCUAUUUUUUUUUUUUCAACUUUUGCGUUUUUCUGUUGAUUUUUUUCAAAACGAACCAUCCAUUCUUAACAAUUGAAAAUAAUUUUUUAUUUACAUGUCCCUUUAUCAUUAUUCGUUUAUUUCGUAAUUUUUUUAAAAUUUCAAAACUGUUUUUUUACUGAAUCUAACUAGUGCGAAUCGAAACCGUAGCGAAAGUUUGUUUAUUGCAUUAUUAAACUUCUCUAUCUUUUUUUUCAACAAUCAAUUUUCCAGACGGCGACAGGAUGUCCUACAGUCAUCACAACCGAACUCAAGGAUAUACACCGUCAUACAGUUCCAACACUGGCACUGCUUAUAUGGCCAGACGCGGAUGGGAACAAAACAGCGACGAUCACACAAUUUCCUUCAACGGAAAACGCAGGUCUGGCUCGCGUCAUACUUUAUCCAUCGAACUCUCAAUCAGUCAUGUAAAACUGUUUCUGAAAGACUUUUAUCUCACUUUAUUCUCGAGUUGUGUGAGCAUAAUGUUCAAAAAUUCAAGAAACUAAUUUUUCAGCACGAAACGAAUUUAUAUCGGUCUCUUCAUCCUACUCUCUCUUUUACUGGUAUCUGCGAUAGUCAUCAUCAUUUUGUUUGCAACUGGUGGUAACGGCAACCUGGGAAAAUAUUACACACUCGAUUUUCUUCCAGUUUUCUCAAGUUCUGAGACUCCGUUACCGAACCCGACGUUGCCUUACAUAAAUCCUCCAGUCACUUUCUAUCCACCCCUCAACCCGACGCUUCCUCCACAACCACCGCCAAUUUUUCAGAGAGUUUGUUUUGCUCGGCCUUCUUUUCUUGAUUUUCGAGUUCAGAAUACCACUUUUUCAUGUACAAUGCUAGUUUUGCGUCAAGCAAAUGCUGCCUAUGAUGUGAAGACAUCAGCUAACUAUUUGGCAGCUUUUCGAAUCAUUCGCAACGCGGUAUUAACUUCCGAAAUGAAGUUUUGAAAACUAAUAAAUUCAGUUGAACAUUGUUAUUGCGCAGUCGACGCUCCAGCCCUACGGGGCUAGUGUUGCACUAGACGAUUUGAGAAACAAGUAA
Molecule: messenger RNA, 1297 nt
Organism: Caenorhabditis auriculariae
Lineage: Eukaryota; Metazoa; Nematoda; Chromadorea; Rhabditida; Rhabditidae
Source: the annotation of a GenBank genome assembly